Ceratotherium simum simum (southern white rhinoceros) is the source of this 2525-nucleotide messenger RNA. NCBI's taxonomy places the organism in Eukaryota, Metazoa, Chordata, Mammalia, Perissodactyla, Rhinocerotidae. The record is from RefSeq and is a predicted model, not a curated record.
ACUCGUCUACAGGCUCUGUGAGAUGAUCAGAUGUCUCAGGUGAUUCUUAUAUUUAUCCAAAUUUGUGAAAUCCAGCUUUAGUGCAAUUCACUGGAGGAGUGUGCUGUGGUACUUUUUUGUACCAAACAUUGCUCUCUGGCCAUGGCAUCAGUCCCACUUCACCAGGGAUAACUUGUUCAGCCCACAUUGCCUCAGAAGCAGAGAAUGCUGAGAUUUGAUUCAGUCAUUUUCCCCUUGGCAGGCAGACCAAGAUGAAGGCAUCCGGCUCCUGCUGAGGGUGCCGGUGCCAGUCGUGUGCAAAACCAGUUCCAGGUCUUUCUAGUUCUUCACGCGAGUUUGGACAAGGUUGAUGUGGAAACUGUGUGAGAAUGUGUAUGUGGUCUUAGAGACAAUCAGUGCGAUUAAGGCUGGACUUAGACACGGAGCGAAAGUUCCUAUGAAUGCUGAGGAUUAGCGGUAACAGCUGGUAUCCUGCCCAUUAGAGGAGAGACUGAAGGCAGAAGAAAAGACUUAUUUAAAGGAUGUGUCUCUGCAGCCCUGAGGGGGGAUGCCGUUCCAUCAAGCCUGAAGGCAAGUGUGCUCUGAGGAAAGGGCAGGAUGAGGGUCCCCGCCGCUCUCGCGGGCUGGGCUUGUGCCACCCUCUGCCUGGCUUCCUGCUCGUCUGCCUUUUCCCAUGGUGCCGGCGUGGCGGCCUGUGAGCACAUGCAGCCCACGCACAUUCGAGCCCAGCCUCAGGACCCCGGGACCCACCACAUCACCAUUCACACCAGCAGCUCUUCCUACUCACCGGGUGACACAGUUCCAGUGACUGUGAGGAGCAGUCGUAAUUUCAUGGGAUUUCUACUUCAGGCCCGAAGAGUGUCUGAUCAUCAAAUAGCUGGCACUUUUGUUUUCAUUCCUCCUCAUUCCAAACUGAUGACUUGUUUUGAAGAGGCUGACACAGUCACCCACUCUGACAAGUCCCGGAAGAGAAACCUCUCGUUCGAGUGGAAGGCCCCUGCCCAGCCUGUGGGGGACGUCAGAUUCCUUUUAUCAGUAGUCCAGUCAUAUUUCGUUUACUGGGCAAGGAUUGAAUCAUCUGUUGUGUCCCAGCAGACACACAACCGAGCCCUUUCUGACGGCCGCGUGGAGCCCAGCUUACUGAUGCCAACCCCUGGGCAGAGGCCGGAGGGUCUGGAAGGAACUGCCCCAGCUCCCAGUCUCCCCAUCACUCUUCUGCAGCAGCGCACAGAUGUCUUGGCUGUUGCCCUAACUGGAGCUGCAGAGGAGGACAGCUUAGAUCCUGUUCCUGCCAGUUUUUGGGUGACAGAGUUUCCUGGGGGUGCAGAGGUUCUCUUUCAACCAUCUUCACACACAGCUACUGCAGUCAGCAAUGGCCAGCAACCCAGUGGAGACAGCAACCCAACCCUAGAACCAUCCCUGGAUGUCCAUGGGCUGGAGAGGCUGGUGGCCCUCAGGAGAUUCUCCUCAGAGGGUUUUGCUCCCAGCCCUAGCACCCACCACAGGACUCAGGAUGAUCCAAGGUUUGAUUCAUCAGAAACUUGCUUGCCAUCUGAUAGGGAUGAACAGGAUGAGAUGGAGAUCUCUAAUAAGACCGUGAUAAGGCCUCCUCUGUACACUGUCCAUCUUACCUAUCCUCAGCGCCUCUGGUCCUCUGAAGCACUCACUGGAAAUGGGGCUGGGGCAGCCAACCCAACCCCUGUCUUCCACACCUCUGCUCCCAGGCUACCCACUGCUGGUGGCCAGUCAGAGGUGUCAAGGCCCUCUGCUAGCUUCUUGCCUCAGUCAAAGCACAGGGAGCCCAGAGUGGGGGAGGGAAAUGGAGAGGGUAGAGGGGGAUACCCCAGGAAGACCCACCCAAGGCCUGAGGUUGGGCAAGAGGGAGCCAGUGCCCCUUCAGGGAUCCAGCUCAGGACUGCCCAGCUGGGAAUCCUGCUUUGCCUUUCGGCCACCUUGGGCAUGGCCCUGGCUGCUGGCCUUUGCUACCUCUACACCCAGUAUUGCCGCAGGCAGGCGGAAGUGUCCUUCAGUGAGCCUGCCCAGGAUGCCGCUGUCAGCAGCGACAGGGGUGAGAUUGUGCAUGUCAGGAAGAUCGGGGAGAACAGUUUUGUUUUGGUUGAAGCAGAAUACAACUGGACCACUCCCUCCCUGGGUAACAAGAAGACAGUCCUCUGAGAAGACCAUUAUACCAGGCCUCUCAGCGGCCCUGCGUAGACCCUGUAGAGCAUCUCAGCCGGAACAGAGCUAAUGAGAAUAGCUGAUCAGGACAGGGAUGCACUGUGCUCCCGUCAGUGAGCAGUGAGUGGAGGAGGCUGCGAAAGGACAGUUUAUCAACAGAGGGAGUUCUUCCCAAGCUUUGUUCUCUUAACAUCUGUAAUUUAGCUGCUUUUUUUCUUUUGCAAUUAGAUGUUCUGUUUGAAGAGUUAAACUCAACACAAUGAAUAUUGUAUAACCUGCUCAUUAACUAGACUCCUGUGGCCGCUCUGAACUUCCUCUGUUGCCUUAAGGAACCCGCAGAAAUAGAA